ACCCGUGCUCAUUGGUUUCACGGAAAUGUGUUGAGGACAGCAGGGCUGAGCGGGUUAUAAAAGCAGCCUGAGCGCGCGGAGCGCAGCUUGGAUAGGACUUUACCCUUAGCCAUUUGGCCGGUGCGCAUCGCAGACAGCUGGAUCCUCGUAGACACACAGCCAUGAGUGAGAGACAAACAUCUGGAGCAAUGACUGGAAGUAGCAAACCAUCUGCUGGCCAAGGGCUGCCAGGUCAACAAAAGGCUCCAUCUAAACAUGAAAAGAAGAACAAACUCCCCCAGGACUUUGACAUCGACAUGGAAGAUCCAGAAACGCAGAAGGCUGCCGUGGCCAUCCAGUCUCAGUUCAGGAAAUUCCAGAAAAAGAAGCAGGAUGUGAAGUCGUAGAGUGGCCGUGGUCAGAGGAGUCGGACACCUGGUGUGGUCCCGUCCUGCAUGUCAAUCAAAACUGCACUGUCAUAAACUGAGAAGAAAGAAGAGUGGGAGGGAUUCCUAAAUGAUCUAUUUGUGAAAGUCUGUGUAUAAUGAAUAAGUUUAGUAUCUACAAAGCAAUGAAUUAUCAAACUCUUUGAGUAUGUGUUUAGAUUGUACUACUUUUUUUCCUAAAUUACAACGCCUAACAGCUUAGCUGCAGUAGAAGAGUAUGAAUAGAUGUUCUGUCACAUUUAGUGUAAUUUACCCAUAUUAUUAGCACAGUUUCCUUAGAAAAUGUUGAAAAGUGGUCUUUUCUUUGAGGGGAACAGGAAGUCACCAACACUAAAAGCUAAUUAUUUAAUUUAGAGAGUUGUAAUAAUCCUAAUCUGGAGAUUUUUGGACCCACUGAAGGCUUGGCUAUGUCAGUAUGUCCCGUAAUGUUGCAGGUGCUUUCACAAUGCUUUUAGAAUCAAAUUAGUCUCUUUAAUUUGUGUUUGAAAGUCAAAGAUCUCCACUUUGUCACCUACUUCCUCCAGAUGACAUAAAUCCCUCUCAGUGGUGUCUUAAAGACUGUAAAUGUUGUGCUUGUCAUUUGACUCCAGUUGCGUGUCUUUCCUCCUUUUGUUCCAGCCUCUCUGAUACGCUGUUGUUGAGUCAUGUAUGUUUACUGUACAAGCACACAGAUUAAUGCAUGCAAGCUCACACUCAAGCACACACAAACAGAGAAAUAAAUAAAGACAACG
Molecule: messenger RNA, 1156 nt
Organism: Melanotaenia boesemani (Boeseman's rainbowfish)
Lineage: Eukaryota; Metazoa; Chordata; Actinopteri; Atheriniformes; Melanotaeniidae
Product: calmodulin regulator protein PCP4-like
Exons: 4
Coding region: 162-386 (74 amino acids)
Cellular component (GO): cytoplasm
Molecular function (GO): calcium ion binding; calmodulin binding
Source: RefSeq, a predicted model, not a curated record